AUGUGUAAAUGCUGUCGUUAUGCCAAAUGCCUGGCGGUAGGAAUGAGAAAAGAAGGAGUACAAAAAUUCCGCGAUGUAUAUGGAAAACGAGAAGCCAAGUCUGUAGAAUCAACUACUAAACCCCAAUUCCCAAUUCUGUAUGAGCUUUUGAAAAACUAUAAUUAUUUAGAGAGCAUAAGACAAGUGAUCCAUAGAGAUGAAUCCAAGAGUGUCUUCAUUAAAAAAGUGGCUCGUCCCCUAAACUAUAAAGAAUCAAUUAGUGUGUUUUUGAAAGAAUACAAUUUGGUGGAGGACUGGAUUCUCAACUCCUUCUCGAUAUUUUCAACGUUUCCCAAGGAUCAAAAGACAGUACUGCUUCAAAACUUUUAUCUCCAAUUCGUUCUGCUCGAAGGAGGACAUUUCGCAUGUGAGAACAAUAGAAGUGACAUUACAUAUUUGCCAUCUGGAGACUAUAUAGAUUGCUCUAACCCAGAAUCGUAUUAUCAUGAUCCAGAUGGACUGCAACCAAUUUCAGCAGAAGAUGCGUCAAAAAUGUUUUCUAGCUCAUUCGAUACGUAUCGUAGAAAUGUCACUCAUCCGAUGCAAAAGGAUCAUUUGGAUCGAUUUGAAUUUCUCGCACUUUCCGCAUUGACCCUUUUUGAUACUGGACUUGAAGGCCAAUCCGACUCAAGUAUUGAAAUAUGUCGGACAAUGAGAACAUCUAUUCAACGGGAACUUUUGGAUUACUGUAUGCUAAAAAGAUCAGAGCUGGAUUCGUCGAUUCGUCUGGGCAAUAUGCUCUCGAUUCUUCCGAAUUUACAACGAGCCGCCAGAAGAUUUCAUGAAGACAUGACACUGAGCAAUGUGAUGAAUGCAUAUUCGGUGGAUCAGAAGUUUUAUGAACUUGGAAAGCUUUGA
Caenorhabditis briggsae is the source of this 897-nucleotide messenger RNA. RefSeq names its product Protein CBR-NHR-92 (gene Cbr-nhr-92). Lineage: Eukaryota; Metazoa; Nematoda; Chromadorea; Rhabditida; Rhabditidae. The coding region runs from base 1 to 897 and encodes 298 amino acids. The record is from RefSeq and is a predicted model, not a curated record. Gene Ontology annotation, biological process: regulation of transcription by RNA polymerase II. Gene Ontology annotation, cellular component: nucleus. Gene Ontology annotation, molecular function: DNA-binding transcription factor activity; zinc ion binding. The transcript has 5 exons.